AGUCUUCCUUGGGCUUCAGCUUCAUCACCCUCUUCCUUUCUGUUGCCUUUACCUCAAGCCAUUCUCCCGGCAGGCAACGCACUGGCCAAGAGAUUUUGGACCCCUGAAAUCAAUCAAUUUACGCGUCCGUCCGACGCGUCACCCAACGCGCUUACAUUCAGCUUUGGCUGCGCUUUUGCUUUGCUUUUGCGCCCGCAGUGUUGCCGCCUCCCCACCAUUGAAACAGCUGCGUUUCCUCCUCCUCCUCCUCCCUCGCGCAGCAGCAAAUCAAUGUUUGUUGCCCGCCGUCUUCUCCUCUCUCGUUCCACUUCUUCUUCUCUUUCAAUUGUUUCCGAAACCACCACCACAUUCAAACACUUCUUCGCAACCAUCACACCAAUGACCACCGGCACCACCGAACCUACUACUACCUCCUCCCCUCCCGCCAAGCGCAUCAAGACCUCCGCUGAUUCCUCCUCCCAAACCACCGCUACCGCCACUACCACCGCCGCCACCAUGACUGCCGAUACCCAGACUCCCGUUACCAAGGUCGACCAAACUCCUCCUCUCCUCAUCAAGAAGCUGUCCGACAAGGCCCGUCUGCCCACUCGCGGCUCCGCCUUCGCUGCUGGUUAUGACAUCUACGCUUCCAAGGAGACUACGAUCCCUGCGCGCGGAAAGGGUCUGGUGGAUACGGAUAUUUCCAUGGCUGUUCCUGCUGGGACUUACGGCCGCAUCGCCCCCCGCUCCGGCCUAGCAGCCAAGAACUUCAUCGAUGUCGGCGCCGGCGUCAUCGACGCCGACUACCGCGGCCAAGUCAAGGUUCUCUUGUUCAACCACUCGGACGUCGACUUUGUCGUCAACGAGGGCGAUCGCGUCGCGCAGCUGGUUCUCGAACGCAUCUAUACCCCCGAGGUGGUCGAGGUCGAACAGCUGGAGGAGAGCGUCAGAGGCGCGGGCGGGUUCGGGAGUACGGGCGUUAGUUCUGGUGUUGGGGAGCAGGUGAAGAACUAAGAAAGAAAGAAAACUGGUUCUUGUGUUUUUUUCGGUCGGAGGAAAAGAAAAGAAAAGAAAAGAAAGGGGUUAGGGGUAUGAAGCGAUAUAGAUGGACGGCGUUUCGGGAAAUCUGGCAGAAACAUUGAAA
Messenger RNA from Neurospora hispaniola, 1123 nucleotides. Its product is annotated as dUTPase-like protein. The transcript has 2 exons. The coding region runs from base 271 to 993 and encodes 240 amino acids. The record is from RefSeq and is a predicted model, not a curated record. NCBI's taxonomy places the organism in Eukaryota, Fungi, Ascomycota, Sordariomycetes, Sordariales, Sordariaceae. Gene Ontology annotation, biological process: dUTP catabolic process; dUMP biosynthetic process. Gene Ontology annotation, molecular function: magnesium ion binding; dUTP diphosphatase activity.